AUGUCGGAGAAAAGGCCAGACAAGGCCAAGAAAUCACGCAAGACUGCUAGUAGACCGGAACCUCCAUCUGUUGACCAGGCAUCAUCAUCAACCAAGAGAGCCCAAGUGCAAGACACGGCCAUCUUUAGCCUGGGCCUAUUGGCGAAUAUAUCCGAAGGAUCAGAUAUACUGAGCCCUCUCAAGGCAGCUUGUCUGGCAACCAAGUCUAUCCUCGAAGCUGCCCAGGCCAUAGACAACAACCAAGAAGAAUGGAAUGACCUCAAACGUCGUCUGGUGGAACAAAGCUCUACUCUCGAAGAGCAACUCACGCUGUUCACCGCAAGCCCCCUUGAGGACGGCACCAUCGAUAGCGCGAUCAGUCGGGCCCUCGUUAACUAUGGCGAAUCCCUCAAGGAUAUGCAUGAUAUGGUCGACAAUCUGCAGAAGAAGCGCAGUGGCAGCAAGCUCGGCUUCUUGAAGGCAUUCAUUAAUGGAAAAGUGGAUGUAGGAGAGAUACUUAAGCUCAACAGGGAUAUCGAGCACAGCCAUAGGCUGUUCAUGGACGCCUUGAGUGUUUAUACCUCGUUACGUCUUCGAACCAUCGAAGAGACCACAAAAGCUACAAGUGCAAACGUGGAAACAAUUCUCACAGACGCCGACAACGCUGCUAUCCUCCAGCUGCCAACGUCAACAUUCAUUCCAUCCUCUGUCCAUAGAACAUGUCUGAAUGGAACCCGAGAGGCUGUUCUUCAGACAAUCUGGGAGUGGGCCAAGGACGAUGCAUCAGAGAACCCGAUAUUUUGGCUAUGCGACAUAGCUGGCUCGGGCAAAUCCACAGUGGCCAUGUCUGCAGCAGAAACAUGGCAGAGAGAUGGGAUACUAGGUGGCCAAUUCUUCUUCUCCCUCGCGAGCAGCGAAGGGUCAACUACCGACAAAUUUUGCUCUACCGUAGCGAGAGAUCUCGUUCACUACAUUCCCGAACUCGCGCCACACAUUGCUGCGGCCGUGAAGCAGAAACCUUCUAUUGUGCGGUGCUCUCUCGAGGAACAGUUCCAGACCCUCGUCACUGGUCCCCUUCAGCAAGGGUCAAAACGCGUAAUCCUUGUCCUCGAUGCACUCGACGAGUGCAAAUCCGCAGAACAGAGAAGAAAGCUACUCGAAAUGCUUUUCACCGCCGUCCGAGAUUGCAAGAAUCUCAAGAUAUUCAUGACGAGUCGGCCUGACCCUAUCAUCGAAAGCGCCCUAGGAUCACUCGCGAUCAAAACCAAGUUGGAGGACCGCCUCCAUGAUGUUCAUCAUCGCGAUAAUGUCGAUGACAUUGCGGUCUAUAUUCACCAAUCGCUAGAUGGAGUGCUGUCGGUGGACCAGAGGCAAAGGCUGGUUGAGAAGGCCGACAGGCUGUUCAUCUGGGCGAGUACAGCGUGUCGAAUGCUUACAAGCCAAUCCACCUUCAGUUCGCCGCAAGACAUAUAUGACGAUCUGGUCUCUAUGGAUCAGGCUGGAGCCAUAGAGAACGUAUACGAUCUGGUCUUCGAGCGCGUGGAUCCCGAAUUCUACACGGUAAUAAGUGCGAUGCUCGGUCUGCUGCUUGUUGCGUUCGAACCGCUCACUGCCGGUGAUCUGGACGAUCUGCUGAAGCACGCCAGCAUACGUGGAAGCGCCGAAGCGUUGGUGCGAAACCUUGGAAGCGUCCUCACCAAAGAUGCCACCACAAAUCUCCUCCAAUUUCGUCACCCCACAGUGGUCGAGUAUCUUCGACGACGCUCGUCUGCCUCUCCAACACCCGAUAAUCGUAACAGAAUCCGCCCCGAUAUCGUCAACAUGCACGGCCAAGCUGCAUCCUGGUGUCUCAAAUCCCUCAUGUCGCGGACCGAAGGCCUCAAGUUCAAUAUAUGUCAGCUCGAGUCAUCUUUUCACCUAAAUAGGCAGAUCCCAGACAUCGACACUAGAAUAUCUCGCUUUAUUUCGAGAAGACUCCGAUAUGCCAGUUCGCAUUGGUUGUUCCAUUUGGCGGAAACGGGAGACGACUGGCGACGCACACUCGAGAAUGGGGUAAAGCAAAUGACUCAAACCCUAUAUGUGCUGCCCUGGAUGGAGAUUCUGAGCUUCACUGGAGGAGUACCACGAGCGAUAGCAGGGCUUCGGGCCGUUGCAGACCAUACAGGAGUUAAUGAGGAGACUAGCAACAGGAUAACGGAGAUCCGGCGGUUUAUCAUGGCAUUUUCAGUGCCGAUCCAGGACAGUGCUCCACACAUUUACAUUUCGGCCCUUCCGUUUAUCCCUAAAAGGUCAAAAAUACGCCUUGAAGCUUUGGAUAAAUAUAUGAAUACCUUGAAAGUGACGCAAGGACUUGACGAAAUGUACCCUGGACUCCCCAGAACUCUGCGAGGCCAUAUCCUCCCUGUCACAGCGCUGGCAUUCUCCUCGGAUGGCUCUAGAUUUACCUCUGGUUCGGAAGACACAACAAUUCAAUUAUGGGACGCGGAGACUGGUCAGCCUUUGGGUGAACCGCUUCGAGGCCACGAAGGGUCUGUCAUGGCAGUCGCAUUCUCACCAGAUGGCUCCAGAAUUGUCUCUGGAUCAAGCGACAUGACAGUUAGAAUGUGGAAUGCGGUGACUGGCCAGCCUUCGGGGCAGCCACUCCGAGGACAUGAACACUAUGUCACGGGUGUGGCAUUCUCGCCGGAUGGCUCUCGAGUCAUAUCUGGCUCAUUAGAUACAACAAUUCGAUUAUGGGAUGCGACCACUGGUCAACCGUUGGGAGAUCCUCUCCGUGAUCAUGGCGGAUUUGUAUGGGCAGUGGCUUUCUCUCCAGAUGGCUCUAGAAUUGCCUCUGGCUCAUCCGACCAGACGAUUCGAGUGUGGGAUGCUGAAACUAGUCAGCUGGUAGAGCUACUCCGAGGUCAUGAAGGACCUGUUACUGCGGUCGCAUUCUCCCCCAAUGGCUCCCAAAUUGUCUCUGGCUCGCAGGAUAUGACAAUUCAGUUAUGGGAGGCACAGACCAGUCGGCCAGUAGGAAACCCACUUCGAGGGCAUAGCCACCAUGUCACAACUGUGGCAUUCUCACCAGAUGGCUCAAGAAUUGCGUCUGGCUCGAAAGAUAACACGAUUCGAAUGUGGGAUGCAGCAAAUAGGCAGCCAUUGGGAGAGUCACUGCAAGGUCAUGAAGGACCUGUCAGAGCAGUCGAAUUUUCGCCAGACAGCUCUAGAAUUGUCUCUGGCUCAGAUGAUGGGAUGAUUCGAUUCUGGGAUUCAGGGACUGGUCAGUCAUUGGGGGAGCUACUCCAAGGUCACCAAGCCUAUGUUACAGCUGUGGCAUUCUCGCCAGAUGGCUCCAAAAUCAUCUCUGGUUCGGACGACAUGACGAUUCGAAUGUGGGAUGCAGGGACUGGUCAGGCCUUGGGGCAGCCACUUCGAGGUCAUGAAGACUAUGUCACGACGGUGGCAUUCUCACCAGAUGGCACCAGAAUCGCAUCUGGCUCGAACGACAUGACGAUUCGAAUGUGGGAUGCUGGCACUGGUCAGAUGUUGGGAGAGCCACUCCAAGGUCAUGGACACAAUGUCACAGUGGUCGCAUUCUCGCCAGAUGGCUCAAGAAUUGUCUCUGGCUCUGAAGAUACGACGAUUCAAUUAUGGGAUGCGGAGACUGGUCAGCCAUUAGAACCAUUCUACGGUCACGUAAGGUGUGUCAAGGCAGUGGCAUUCUCUCCAGAUGGCUCCAGAAUUGUAUCUGGCUCCCACGACCACACAAUUCGAUUCUGGGAUGCAAGGACUGGUCGGCCGUUGGGGGAGCCAGUCCGAGGCCAUGAUGGGCCUGUCAUGGCGAUUGCGUUCUCGCCAGAUGGCUCCAGAAUUGCCUCUGGGUCGGAGGACGAGACGAUUCGGAUAUGGGACACUGUAACUGGUCAGCUGUUGGGGGAGCCACUCCGGGGGCAUGACUGGUAUGUCAUGGCAGUCGCAUUUUCGCCAGACGGCUCCCAAAUUGUCUCUGGCGCAUUUGACUACACAAUUCGGCUGUGGGAUGCAGGAACUGGUCAGCCUUUGGGACAGCCGCUGCGAGGUCAUCAGAGUUAUGUCAGCGCGGUGGCAUUCUCACCUGACGGCUCCAGAAUUGCAUCUGGCUCAUUAGAUAAGACAGUCUGUUUAUGGUCUACGAGUGCCAUUACAAGUCAAAGGAACUCGAACCAGGAUGAUAAAGGACUUGAAGAUUCAAGACCUCCGAAUGUCUCUGGCGUCUCCCUGAGACUCCGUGUACCUGGAUUCGAACAGUGCUCACUUUUGCGCGAUGGCUGGGUGCAAUCAUCUGGUAAAUAUCUAUUCUGGGUACCACCAGAGAAUAGACAUGGACUCGAAUAUCCCCACCUCCUUACAAUGCCAACGACGAGUUCCUUGCGCGCAACCAAGCUUGACUUUACUCGGUUUCGAUGCGGUCUCUCAUGGACAAAGGUUCGAAACGACACCUAUGACUGA
Messenger RNA from Serendipita indica DSM 11827, 4449 nucleotides. NCBI's taxonomy places the organism in Eukaryota, Fungi, Basidiomycota, Agaricomycetes, Sebacinales, Serendipitaceae. The record is from the annotation of a GenBank genome assembly.